AUGUCAGUUGUUUGUAUCAUAACUACAGGAUUGCUUUAUUGCAUGAUAUUCGCAGCAGUAAGACACCAGAAAAACCAGAUUCGCGCUCUGCAAGUACCUGAACAAGUAGCUCAGAAUGGAGACAUGGCAAAUGCCGCAAGGCUGAGAAAAACUGCCGUUGCUACAUUUUACAUGUAUAUCUUGUUUUUAAUUUUUCAUAUUUAUAGUUUGUUCAAAAAAUAUAUAAACUCGUGUAAUGCUAAGCUGCGAAGGCAACGCCGGAGAACGGUGAAAAACAACAAUAGAUCUAAUUGGCAAAAAAGCAACUUUGCACGUGCAGCACACUUUUUUGUACAUCUUUUUGCCGUUGUUUUGCACGACUACAACUUGAAACUUCCACAAACUUCUUAGUUACACGCUUUAUGGAGGAUAUUUCGUACGUGUUCUCGCUCACUUUUUUUUCACUGCCGCUCAUUUUCACCCUGCAUUGGUGGCCGCUAGCAUUUCUUAUUUUCUCACUGCAGCUACAAAAUUGUCAUGUUGUUCUUGUACCAAAAAAAAUGUCUUCUUUGUUGUUUAUCUCUCGGUCUAGAUCUCUGUCGCCCUUUUUCUCGUUGAGCUUCGCUUACAUGCCGCCUACUUUCUCUUUUUCUCUGUCUUUCUCUUGCUCUAUUUUCCAUUUUUUUGGGAUUGACAAUUCUUUUAGUCUAAGCUUUUAAGCUCAGAUUAAUUGUCAUGUCCAAAAUUUUAGAGAAGUAUCACAAUACUUCAGACAACACGGAUACAGAAUCAAUUUCUGCUUUCCGUUUUCGUCUUUAUUGACUCUUUAGUUGUCUCUGCUUUACAAGACUCGGGUGGCUAUGCGAUUUCCUGCCCAAAUAACCUCGAGUUGCAUUUGGGUUGCCAUACCUGUUGAUUGAGAUAUUUUACAUUGGUAUGCCUGUGGUGCUGACAGACGGUCGGUUGCUCGGUCGGGCGGUGUACGUUCACGUGAUUACCAAAAAUUCUAGGAUGGGUAGAUUUACUUAGCUAUGGGGCUCCGCAAGCGCGCUCUUCGCGCGCGUAGAGCUCCGUUAGGAACAGAGUUAAUUUACACUUUCAGGGAUGGUUUAAACUUUGGAGAAGGUAUCCUAAAUAUACAGGUAGCUACAGCUGCAUUAAGAAACGUUCCAGAUAAGAACGAUAGCAACAACGGCAACGAACAUGUUGGAAUGCAAAAAGGGUGCUAACUUUUCUAUUGUCUGUACUUACUUCUGAUUGGCUUAAACAGCAAAAGUUAACAAAACUUCAUAAAGCGGUACAUAUAUUCAUCCUUACUUUCCAACCAUCUUCCAUAUAACAAAAUCUGGUCUCAGUUUGAGUAACAAAGAAAUCCUAUGUGGGGAACAUGUAAAAUUGUAAACUUUUCUUGGCUAUUGUUUUCAACUCUUGUGAUUGGUCAAAAUCUUUUAAUGCAAAAAAACACCCUUUCAAAGUGGAGUGUAAAUGCAUUUUAUUGCGUAAACGGCCUUCAUGUAGGUUUAUGCAUUCUCUGUGUAAAAAUGAGAACAUUCCUAUGUGGGGAAAGCACCGUUGCCGCAUAACAAAAGAAAUUGCUAUCCACCUUACCCGGAUCGUUACUUAAUACAGGUUUCACUGUAUUUCUCUGAUGCACAGAUAACCAAAUUUUCUAACCCACAGUGCACCGCUGCGCGCGCGAGAGCUUUGCCGAAAAUUUUUGUGGUGAACCAAGACGUUCAAAACGCCAAAAUAGAUUUAUGUCACGCGGCAGCCAUUUUGUCUCAGGAGAUUUAAAAAGCUUUGUUUAUUCACAGCUAGCCUCUUAGAGAGAACGAGGCUUUUUAACAAAGCUUUUUAAAUCUCCUGAAACAAAAUGGUCGCCGUGUGACAAAGGUCUGUUGCCUAAUUCCUUUGUAUUGUGUAUCGUCUGUAUGGCCUGGGGGUUUAUUUAGUCCCUCUAAUGACCAAUGCGGGGAGGCUCAGCACCAAAAGGGUACAUUUUUCACACCUCAGGUAUAUGAAAGGGUAAGGAUUUCACUACUUGAAGUAAAUGAAACUGUGGGGAGAUUUGUCAUUCUGGUCCGUAACAAGGCCCAAAAGAGCUGAAAGAUGCAUUAGGUCAGUGAGAGAGUCGGCGAGAGAAAGCUUUCUGGCUUUCUGAUUUGUUCACAUUUAAAAGACAGUGCAUUUACAGCAGUUCGAAGGGAUACAAAGUUCUAAACUAGGUAUGUGAAAGGGGUACCAUUUAUCAAUAGAAGGCAAACGAAAGGGGUACUGUUGAAGUGACAAAUGCAAUAAUUGACCACAAAUGAAGUAAAAAUUGGCCACAAAUGUAAUAGAAACCUAAUAUUAAUGCUAUCAAAACCGUAUAUUUCUCGAAAGAGUACCGCUUUAAAUUAAAGUCGGACUCAAAUAAGUUCCGCGGCACCCUUUCGAAAAACACAAUUCUAUUGCAUUUAAUCCAAAGAGCGCAGCCCUCAAAUAACUUUCGCAACUUAAAGGACGAAAAACAAUAAGCGCCGUGGCGCUCUUUCAAGUCAACAGAAUUUACUACACUCUUCAUGCGCCCGCUUGCUCGCUCUCCGGACGAGAAACAAUAUUUUUUUACUUGGCCUGACCGUAUCAGCAAAUCGGAACUAGUGUGCGAGAAUUUGCAUCUUAUAUUGGGAGUGUCACGUGGACAAACUAAAAGCAAGUGGUAACUCCUUGGUAACUCCUCGUCUGCCUUCUCCGCGCAGGCGUGGGAGAACUGCCUUGCUGUUCUCAGCAAGCAGCUCCUAAGAUUGGCUCAAUGACCAAAAUAGUGUUUCCUCAAGUUCAACACGGAUACAAACUGAAAAAUAUGAAAGCUGCGGCGUUCCCAUACCUGUAGAAGACGGAAGGUGCUUGGUUUGCAGACAAAACCAAAAGGAAGAUGAACAACACUUCUUGAUGUUUUGCAAUGGGGACAAUGUAUUGCGACAGGAGUUUAAUUAAUGUUAUUUCAAGUAAGGAUGUUGCUUUUGUGAAUCUUACUGCCCACGACAGAAUAAAAUACUAAUUAACAGCAGACAAUAAUACUUGUAAAAUAAUAGCCAAAUUUAGUAAUCUUAUGUUCAAAAAGAGGUUUUCAAGAAUUCGACUGAAAAUGUGACUUGAUAGAAAGUCUUUGAUGAUUUUAUGGUGCGUACACAAUUAGUUAGACGUUAUUGUUUCUUAAAUGUAAAAGACCUUUAUUGUAAAGAGACCGAUACCUCCAUAUGUAGAGUAACGCGCAAAAAAGAUACUGUUAAUGUUACUGUUACUCCAGCGAGUCUCACAUAAAGUAAAUACCAUCAUCAGUAGACUAAACGACUUCUUCCAGAUAGAUGUCUGUUAAAUAGUACAUGCGUGAAAGUCGUAUUUUUCUACUUACAAGAAAGAAGAGAAAUCUCACUUGAUGAGAGCACGCUGAUAGACCACUUCCGCUUUAGAUUUAUCUGCAAGACGCUGUUGAGAGGUUAAGAGUUUAUAAAAGACCAUAAAAAGCCGUAAUUAUAUUUGUUUUCAUGAUAACUUUCGUGCCAGAUAUAUAUUGUUGAAUGUAUAGCAAAUGUGGGAGCCAUGAUGUAAAGGAAGAAAGCUAUUCAACAAAUGCAGGACCUUUUUUGCGUGCAGUUGUAAUGCUAAAUCUAAUAUCAAUUCGGCUUCGAAAAUUUGAGCGUAACUUGGAACUUCUGAAUCCUUCUUAAUUAACGCCACUGAUGACCGCGCUGAUUUCAUAGCUUGACACAUAACACAACCAGCAACAACCUUAACCUUCUAAUGCAUGAAGAUUUUCAGAGGUUCUAAGGAAAUGUUUUGCCUGAUCUGAAUAUGUCUGCAAAAAAAUGGUCGAGGGUACACGGUCCCUAUUAAAGUACCGAGACAGAUUACAUACAACAAAAGAAACAAUACACCCAAAAAAUCAAGCUUCCAUGAGAACUCUAUAAUAACAGAUGUAUGCAGGCUGGACACAAGUAGUAAUGCUUCAGCAAAUUUAACCCCCUUUGGUGGAUAGGUAAGGAUAGUUUAGGGAUAGGUAAAUCAUUGAUAUGGAUAAGUGCCUAGUCUAUGACGUCACCCAUUGUUAUAACCUGCAUACUAAUUAAGUGCCUUCCUCCAUAUAUAAUGAAGUGGAUAGGUUUACUAAUGAGCGUCACUCUACUACAAUAGGAACAAUAGGCUUGCCUCGGCUUGCCCGUUAAGUAACUUGAACCCGGUUUUCAGACUGUCUAUUAAAAGGGAAAUAGGAAUAAGAGAAGCGAUCACCUAGCAACGCGAGAAACGGCUUCCUAUAUCUUAUUUAGCGCUAAAACUCAGAUAUAUAUAAACACAAAGUGGAGUUGAAAAGUCUCUAUUUCAGUUUAGUUUAUGUCUUCUUAUUUAGCUCUAAACCUCGGAUAUAUCAACAAAACAUACACAAAGGGGAGCUGAAAACUCUCUAUUUCAAGUUUGUCUGACUAUUAAAGAACCGUUUUCUCCCAUCUAUCUCGAGGAAAUUAAAGUCUCAAGGUUUCACGCGCCGUUAGUUAGGUAAUUAUGCGAGUUCACAAGCCCAAAGUUGAAUACAAAUUAGCUCUACAGGAAAAACCUCAAGGGAGCAUAUUGGCGUAUUAUUAUAAAACAAAUAACUUAACAAGGAUCAAUUGAUUAAACACGCGACUAAUAAUUGCUAAAACAAAACGAGUCAAAUACACAGCGAUUUGAAAGAAAACUAUUAAAAUAGUCAAAGAAAGCAAGCUAUCAUUUUUUACCCCGUUUCCCUCCUCAAUUUUUUUAUUCCCGCCUCCACAAUUUUAUUAUUUUCCCUCCUCAUUCGUGAAUUCCCACCACCACAAUUGUAAUAUUUUCCCUCUAUUUUUUUAUUCCCACCACCACAAUUUUAAUAUUUUUCCUCAAUUUUAUUAUUUUCCCUCCUCAAUGUUAUUAUUCCCUCCUCCACAAUUUUAUUAUUUUCCCUUCUCCUUUUCCUUCUCCUCCACACUUCUAUUGUUUUCCCAACACCACAUUUCUAUUGUUUUCCCUCCACCACCACCACCACCACCGCCACCACAUUUCUAUUGUUUUCCUUCCACCACCACCACCACCACCGCCACAUUUCUAUUGUUUUCUCUCCACCACCACCACCACAUUUCCAUUGUUUUCCCUCCUCCUCCUCAUUUCUAUUGUUUUCCCUCCAAGUUUGGCCUUUUAAGCCGUUUAGGCCUGAUUUUGGCCUCUUUGGCCUUUCGAGGGAAAACAAUAGAAAUGAGGAGGAGGAGGAGGAGGAGGGAAAACAAUAAAAAUGAGGAGGAGGAGGGAAAACAAUGGAAAUGUGGCGGUGGUGGUGGUGGUGGUGGUAGAGGGAAAAUAAUAGAAAUGUGGCGGUGGCGGUGGUCGUGGUGGUGGUGGUGGAGGGAAAACAAUAGAAAUGUGGUGGCGGUGGUGGUGGAGGUGGUGGAGGGAAAACAAUAGAAAUGUGGUAGUGGUGGUGGUGGGGGUGGGAAAACAAUAGAAAUAGAAGAGGAGAAGGGAAAAUAAUAAAAUUGUGGAGGAGGGAAUAAUAACAUUGAGGAGGGAAAAUAAUAAAAUUGAGGAAAAAUAUUAAAAUUGUGGUGGUGGGAAUAAAAAAAUAGAGGGAAAAUAUUACAAUUGUGGAGGAGGGAAUUCACGAAUGAGGAGCGAAAAUAAUAAAAUUGUGGAGGCGGGAAUAAAAAAAUUGAGGAGGGAAACGGGGUAAAAAAUGAUAGCUUGCUUUCUUUGACUAUUUUAAUAGUUUUCUUUCAAAUCGCUGUGUAUUUGACUCGUUUUGUUUUAGCAAUUAUUAGUCGCGUGUUUAAUCAAUUGAUCCUUGUUAAGUUAUUUGUUUUAUAAUAAUACGCCAAUAUGCUCCCUUGAGGUUUUUCCUGUAGAGCUAAUUUGUAUUCAACUUUGGGCUUGUGAACUCGCAUAAUUACCUAACUAACGGCGCGUGAAACCUUGAGACUUUAAUUUCCUCGAGAUAGAUGGGAGAAAACGGUUCUUUAAUAGUCAGACAAACUUGAAAUAGAGAGUUUUCAGCUCCCCUUUGUGUAUGUUUUGUUGAUAUAUCCGAGGUUUAGAGCUAAAUAAGAAGACAUAAACUAAACUGAAAUAGAGACUUUUCAACUCCACUUUGUGUUUAUAUAUAUCUGAGUUUUAGCGCUAAAUAAGAUAUAGGAAGCCGUUUCUCGCGUUGCUAGGUGAUCGCUUCUCUUAUUCCUAUUUCCCUUUUAAUAGACAGUCUGAAAACCGGGUUCAAGUUACUUAACGGGCAAGCCGAGGCAAGCCUAUUGUUCCUAUUGUAGUAGAGUGACGCUCAUUAGUAAACCUAUCCACUUCAUUAUAUAUGGAGGAAGGCACUUAAUUAGUAUGCAGGUUAUAACAAUGGGUGACGUCAUAGACUAGGCACUUAUCCAUAUCAAUGAUUUACCUAUCCCUAAACUAUCCUUACCUAUCCACCAAAGGGGGUUAAAUUUGCUGAAGCAUUACUACAGACACAUGUCUUCAGUUCGCUUGUUAACACCUAUAGUCCUAAAAUUAUAAUAUAUAGAUUUAGCCAGCGCUAAAAGCGAAGCUAGUUAUAGACUCUCGUUAAUAUACUUGUAAAUAAUUUACUCAAAAAAAGAAAAUAUAUUUUUUAUUUUACUUAAUAGUAUUUUAUUUACACAACACAUGUUACAGUUACAAAUUUUAAAACUAGAAGAAAGUAUAUAACAAUAUUACAGAUUGGACCAUAAUGAUUACAUAAAAACGGAAAACAAUUAAGAUAACAGUUCACACAAUAGCAUUAGACCUGUUAAUUAACAGAUUCUGAUUCUGGUAAAGUUGAAUUCUUUCUAACUAAUUGAAGGAAGGGAUUUUUCGAAAUCAUACCUCCAACUGAUUAUAGCCUUAAAUUCAUCCAAAGAUAAAUCUUUAGGCGCUAACUUAUUUAUGUACAAGUAAUAUUUAGCAAGCAGAAGAGUAAAAUCGAGCUUUUUGACAAUUUCCAAUCAUUUAAAAAGCUAAAAGUAUUCGUUUCUUUUGACGAGAUUUCUUAAACCCCGAACUUUGAGUGACAAGAUGAAGUGUUUACCUUGCACAGUUACUGUAAGAUCAGGGCAUAGGGAAAAACACUAAAAGAGAAUCUGUUAAUUAACUGGCCGAUAAUCAGGAGAAUAGCUACCAAGAUGAUAUAAGUACAACUCAGUGCCGGAUACAGACCUUGAGAUAAGGGGGGGUGGUCAUCCAGAGGGGGGGUCCAGUCUCCAAAAAAAAUUUUUUUGGCUCUUCGGGCCUGAGUUUGGUCUAAAAAUAAGAGAGGGGAAGGCAGGUCCCCCUGGGCCCCUCCCCUGGAUAGGCACUGCAACGUCAGACAAACAAAUUUCAAUGAUUUUUCAAGGACAAAUUACAGUUUUUAAGGACUAAGAUUUUUUAAUAAAUCGGCAUUCUGUAACCUCCUUUGCUCACUCUAUUGGCUAAAACCCUAGCCUUUACAAUUCAUUUUUACCUCCAUACUACUUUCCGCAAGAAGACUGACUGGGUAUGACUUGCAAUUGCAUCUGAGGUACAGAAAUCGUUCAUGCGAAAAAAUGUUUUUACGUUACCUGUGAGUUUUACAGGUUCUUAUACACCGAGGAUGAGCCAAAUUCUCCUCGGCAAAAUAAUCCGAGUAAUUUCACAGAAAAAGGAAGGUGUCUCCAUUGUAGGUUGUGAAUUUCAAGGACUUUUCAAGACCUAAUAAAGACAUCCAGUAUUUUUUAAGGACCUAAACCGAAUUCAAGGACUUUUCAAGACGACUAGUAAAAUUCAAGACCUUUUCAAAAUUGAACGGACCAAGUAUAACAGAAACAGAAAGCAACGCUAAACGGCGACGGCAACGAAAGCGGCAAAAAAUAGUAAAUAGGUCUAAUAGAGAGGAGAGGAGUGACGUCACGUUGCCAUGGUAGCAAAAAUUCUGGAUGACAACAAUGAAGAGCUUAAGCAAGGACGACGGCGAAAAUAACGAGACCGGCGAAAAGCGAUAGGUUUAGCAAAACAGCAACUUUGCAUCACGCUUUUUUCUAGCUACAUUUCUUAGCCGUCGUUACACGACUGCGACAUGGAACUUCUAAUUUCACGCGCCCGCUCUAUGGAGUUGGUCAACACAGUACAAAAAUUUUCUUUUUCUUUUUCUUAACUCAGAUCUGUCUGAUCCAAAAAUUUUUCUACUGUGACUUCUCCACCAUUAGCAAAAAAAACAACAACAACAACCUGGCACUGGCGCAGCACACUUUUUUGUACAUUUCUUUGACGUUGUUUUGCACGACUACAAUGUGAAUCUAAUCUCGUACCCAGAUCUCACUCUGUACGAGAUUAAUGUGAAACUUUAUGUUGGAAUAUGUCGUAUGUGCUUACCGAUGUUUUGUCGUGUUCCUAUUCACUUUUUUUCUACACUGCAGCUCAUUUUCAGCUUGUUGGCCGCUUUUCCUCAUUUUCUCACCGCCAAUUUCUGUUUUUCCUCCAACGAAAUUUGUCUCUUGUUUUUUGUCUAACGCUUUAGCUCUGUUGUUGACGGCGUCAUUAAAGACUUUAAAAUUUAGUCGGACUUGACUUUGUUGUUGGUUUUUCUCUCUUCUAAGUCCGGAUGGACUUUCUCUCUCUAAAAAGUCGGGGUGCACUUAAGGUUUCCUGCCGAAGAACCCCGUGUUGCAUUUGCCAUACCUGCUGAUUGAGUUAUUUUCCACUGGUAUGCCUGUGAUGCGGAAGGGCGUGCGUACGCUCACGUGAUUAUUUAUGCAGAGUGAACCAAAAUUCUUACCCAUGCUGCACCGCUGCGCGCGCGAGAGCUUUGCCAAAAAUGUUUGUGGUGAACCAAGACGUCAAAAACGCCAAAAUAGACCUUUGUCACGCGGCAGCCAUUUUGUCUCGGGAGAUUUAAAAAGCUUUGUUUAUGCAGCUAGCCUUGUAGAACCUUAACCUUCUAUUGGGGCAUGAAGAUUUGCAGAGAUUUCAAGGAAAUUUUUUCCCUGAGCUGAAUUUGUCUGUAAGAAAAAUAUUAAAACUUUAUAGCGACUAUCCGGUGAGCAAAAGUUACGGAAUCAAAGCUUUCAACCUUAGACAUUGGUUCAAUAAACAUAAUUUGAUAUUUAUUGCGAGCGGAAAGUCACGGCAUUGUUCAAGCAUUUUGCAACGGCAAAAGACAUUUAAGUCUUCAGCCUCGCCGAAGCCUAUUUCCCUUUCGUAAACGAUCGUUUCCAUUUAUAACACGCGAUACCACCAUGUUGGUAACCAAGCCUUUAGUCAUGAUGUAAUAUGUUCCCUGGAUUAACAUACAAUAAGAACGCUCUUAAUAGGGCAAGUCUCGCUUGCUUGGAGAUUAGACAACAGAUAAGGAGGCGAUUAAUUCUACGCGAAGCAGGAUUUUUUCGCUAAGAGAAUUCACUUCCCGCUUUAUCGGCAGUCGAGUAUUCUUCAGAAUAUUUAAUAAAUUCAGAAUAGUUAAUGAAUAUUUUCUUCACAAUAUACGCUUGUACGAAUACAAAUCAUUGCUAGAAAGUAAAAACGUAAUGAACAUGGCGCCUCAUUUCAAUCAUCGCCAAAAAUAAACCGCAUGCUCAUCACAAGACUCAUUUUCAUACAAUGAAAGUUUACAACGCCCGACCAGUUUAUAGCCUCACCAUCAGAUCGAAGUUUUCACUGAAGCAUUCACUUGUUCAAAAGUAAUCAACGAUUUCAUGCAAUAGAAUUCGUGGACCGACCCGUUCCCAGAAAGUUCGACAUCUCUGCAUCAAUCUUUCCUAAGCUUUCUCCACAAAAUAGAGCAUGGCUCUGUGACACGUAGCAAUUUCCAUCCUCAGUUUCCACGAUCUCCACUAGUAACGCCUGGGACCAUGAUUUCCCUUUUGGCGCGCACACAAGCGAGACUAACUACCUACUUUGCUGAUCUAUGUUUUAAAAGCUCAGCUAGUAAGUCUUUUUUUUUUCCGGGGAAUAAGUUCCUUCCCUCAACUCAAAAGACUCGUCGUUUGUCAUAGUUACUAAAAAAAUGUGCGUUUGUUUCGCUUGAACCCAGCAAACAUGUAGGAUUGGUCUCAGACCUAAUAGUCCGCAUUUCCUCUAAGCCCCCGGUGGGAGGGACUCUGCAUAUGAAAGGGGUGGCGAUGCUCGUCGGAAAUUUUGAAUUAAACCCCUAAAGGAGACCGAUCUGGGCGUGGCUCAAGCUUUUUUUGACCCCUAAAAGAGACCAUGUUAACACACAGACAAUAUAUGCAUUUUUAAAUUUUUCGCGUGCAACCCUAAACGAGACCUUCACGGCUAAAUAUGAUGGCGUUUUGCCCAGAACACCCCAAGUGAGACCAUAAUCGGAAAUUUACUCCCCUAAGCGAGACGACGAGCAUCCCCACCCCUUUCAUAUGCGGAGUCCCCCCCCCCCGGUCUAAACCAUCGUUUAACUCAUUCACCGCAAACCAGCUGCCAUUUCUACUUUGAUAUCGCGCCAAUAGUUUCGAAUAACUUACUUCCAUUUGACUGACGAACUUUGUCCUAAUACAAUUAAAGAAUAAUACAAGAAUAUUUUCAGCCUAAAAUCGGCAGAAAAAAAUAUAAGAAUAUUCAGCCUGUCUGUGUCACGGCAGUUCAGUUCAUUUUGUUUAAUUUUGCCAAUUACUCGCCCUCAAUCGCUAUGGAACUUAAAGUAAGCAAAGAAAUUACAGGUAAAUGACAAAAUCAGAGAUCCGAGACAAACAAAAUAAUGUCUCCCGAGCAUUAUUUUUGAAGUUGCAAGCAGCAGGGAUCAACUUUGAAAAACUGUUGGGCUGAACAGUUUUCAAAAGCCCUAAUUUCAAUCCGUUUCAAUCUUCUUCACUUUUGCCCAUCCGUGGCAUCUGUUGUUUCUGUUAUGUUAUUUUAACGUUCCUUUAAAGUUUUAAUCGGUUAUUUUUAUGUUUCUCUUAAUUUAACGGGCAUUUUGUAAUUUCCUAAUUUGGCUGAAUUUCGUGACACAGCUCCUUUAAACUGAAGAAACUGAAGCUAUAUAAUACGACAUACAUCUUAUUAGCUGCCUUAAAGUUAAUAAAGGAUACUAGUGUAAGUUGAUUUUUUUGUAUUCGAUUGCAGUUUGAGGCAUAUAUUACUUUUGACACAUGGUUGCUCAGCGGAUUGCCACGUCAUGUACAAACGGGUGUUCUGAAUAUUUGCAAUUGAUACUAUAUUAAGGAACGGAUGAUUUAUUAAGUAACUAAGGUACUGUAUCUUUAGGCCACCUUACACUCUCUAAGUCACGCGUGAACAUGUAGUUUAUCAAAAAAUGUGUUCAUGGGUCCAGCAAAUACUGUUGGAUUGGUUUGCGACGUAAAAAUUCCGUUUUCCUCUUAAGUCACGUCGCAGCUCGUUCUGUCUGACUGUAUGUUUGCGAUUGAUAAUUGAAAACCAACUGCCUUUGCUUAUUUAAUAUUGCAUCAGUAGUUUCAUAUAACUUCCUUCCGUUUUAACUGACGAACUUCAACAUUUAUACGACCUAUUGAGUUUCGCUUGAAAGAAAAUUAAUACUAAUUACUGUGUGAUGAUGAAGUUACAUUUCAAGUUCUAAUUCCGGAUUCAGACAUGCAAAGUUUUCAAUUUCAAGCAAGGUGAGAGUUUGGAUAUUGUGAGCACGACUUAGGACCUUUUUUUACUACUGUCGCGGAAGACUCAACAGUACUCAGUUAAAAACCAAUUGCCAUCGGAGGAGGACGUCUGGAGAAUAUUCAGUAAGUCUCGCAAAGAGUAAUUUCCAGCGUCAGUCUCGUGCAAAAAAGAAAACACUUGCAGAGUUCCUCAAAAGUACAGCUGCUGAAACUUAAGACUGUAUAUAAAGCUCCAUUCAAUGGUGGAAGCUGAAGGUCAGUCUCAUUCAAAAACGGAUGAAACCUAGAAAGCAAUGAAAUUCAGAUCUUCGCAUAUUAUAGAAACUGAACGCUGAUUAGGGUUAUGUAAAAAAAAAAGAUGGCAAGUGCUGAAGGUUUGCAUUUGACACUUGUUUUCUUCAACGCUUUCUUGUCUUUCACCGCCAUCGUAUUAAACAUCAUAACAAUGCAAGCGCUCAGAAAAACGUCGUCGUUGCCUAAGACUUUAAAAACAUUGCUACUAAGCCUGGCUGUGUCUGAUCUGGGUGUAGGCUUACUUGUCCAACCACUGCAUGUUGCAAUUCUGGUGAUGGAAAUAAAACAAAACGCAAACAGUACUGCUUAUUAUACAGUAAACGAAGCGUAUUUAAUCCAGAGAAAAACAUUGGUCUUUGCUUCGCAAUUUGGUGUUUUUGCAUUAGCUGUGGACAGAUUUUUGGCCAUUCAGCUUCAUCUCAGAUAUCAGGAGCUUGUGACUCACAAACGUGUUGUUGCUGUUGUGAUCUCAGUCUGGGUGUUUAGUGCAUCAAUUUCCUUCCUACAUCGGUUGUAUGAUUAUGAUAUUAUGCGAGCGGUCAUUGCACUUGUUUGUGUCGUAACUACAGGAUUGCUUUAUUGCAAGAUAUACGCAGCCGUGAGACACCACACAAAUCAGAUUCACGCUCUGCAAGUGCAACAGGCGACACAGAAUGAAGAUAUGGCAAAUGCCGCAAGGCUGAAAAAAUCUUCGCUGGCUACAUUCUACGUUUAUUUCGUGUACUUAGUUUGCUAUUUGCCAAUAUCUUGUGUUGUUUUUGCCAGGACCAAUGGUGAAACUCCCUUGUUAUCUCAUUUAUGGCAAAUCACAUUGACUCUUAUGUUUCUCAAUUCAUCCCUCAAUCCCUUGAUCUACUGCUGGAAGAUGAGACACGUUCGACAAACUGUUUUGGAUAUACUUCGAAAUAUUUUCGCGAUUGGUCCACACUAA
Porites lobata is the source of this 12789-nucleotide messenger RNA. Lineage: Eukaryota; Metazoa; Cnidaria; Anthozoa; Scleractinia; Poritidae. The record is from the annotation of a GenBank genome assembly.